AUGUUGAUAAAUCAAUGUUCGGGAAAUCCGGAUGCGAAACGACUCUACGAUGAUUUAUUAUCAAACUACAAUAAACUCGUACGUCCCGUUGUCAACGUGACAGAUGCAUUAACAGUAAAAAUAAAAUUAAAAUUAUCACAAUUAAUCGACGUGAAUUUAAAAAAUCAAAUAAUGACGACGAAUUUAUGGGUCGAACAGUCUUGGUACGAUUAUAAACUCCAGUGGGAUCCAAAAGAAUAUGGCGGCGUUGAAAUGCUUCACGUACCAUCGGAUCAUAUAUGGAGACCGGAUAUAGUUCUUUACAAUAACGCUGAUGGAAAUUUUGAAGUUACCCUUGCGACAAAGGCCACGCUCAACUAUACAGGCCGAGUUGAAUGGAAACCUCCGGCUAUAUAUAAAUCAAGUUGUGAAAUUGAUGUCGAAUAUUUUCCAUUCGAUGAACAAACGUGCGUCAUGAAAUUCGGUUCCUGGACAUACGAUGGAUUCCAGGUCGAUUUACGUCACAUAGACGAAGCAAAAGGAUCGAACGUUGUUAAAGUCGGUAUCGAUUUAUCGGAAUUUUACACAUCCGUAGAAUGGGAUAUAUUAGAAGUACCUGCCGUAAGGAAUGAAAAAUUUUACACGUGUUGCGACGAACCAUAUCUAGACAUAACAUUCAAUAUAACAAUGAGAAGGAAAACGUUAUUUUAUACGGUAAAUCUUAUAAUACCGUGUAUGGGAAUAUCAUUUUUAACCGUUUUAGUAUUUUAUCUACCUUCCGACAGUGGAGAAAAGGUUUCUUUAUCAAUUUCUAUUCUAUUGUCUCUCACCGUGUUCUUCCUUUUAUUGGCCGAAAUUAUUCCACCGACUUCUUUGGUUGUUCCAUUGCUUGGAAAAUUUGUUUUAUUCACAAUGAUAUUAGACACGUUCAGAGUCUUCAUACAUGUUUUGCCUAGAUUAUUGGUAAUGCGCAGGCCGCAUUAUCAAAUUGAUAGACGAAGUUUGACAGGUUCGUCACAUAAAAUAAUGGUUCAGACUUGUAACGGUUAUGCAGAAACUUCCGCUUCCGAAUUAUUAGAUGCUUCUCAAGGUGAAAUUUUUACAAGAGAUGAUUUUGGACCCCAAGAAUUAGAAGCCAUGACGUUGGGAAGCUCAUGUAGGAUACACGGAACACCAAUAUUACCACCCCUUUGCGGUGACGUACCACCAUUUCCCGUGCUUCCAUCGAGUCCUGUUUGCAGAAAAGUUCAUCAUUGGCAUCACUGCCCAGAACUUCACAAAGCCAUCGACGGUGUUAAAUAUAUUGCGGACCAUACAAAAAAAGAAGAAGCUGAUACCAGGGUUAAAGAAGAUUGGAAAUAUGUCGCAAUGGUUUUAGAUCGUUUAUUCCUUUGGAUUUUCACUCUUGCCGUACUCGUUGGUACUGCCGGUAUCAUAUUACAGGCACCAACACUUUACGACGAUAGAAUACCCAUUGAUGUUAGAUUAUCUGAAAUUGCAUCAACGACAGCAAAACCACAUGUAGCAACUUCACUUUAA
Messenger RNA from Pediculus humanus corporis (human body louse), 1518 nucleotides. Its product is annotated as acetylcholine receptor protein alpha 1, 2, 3, 4 invertebrate, putative. Gene Ontology annotation, cellular component: synapse; postsynaptic membrane; neuron projection. Gene Ontology annotation, molecular function: transmembrane signaling receptor activity; acetylcholine-gated monoatomic cation-selective channel activity. Gene Ontology annotation, biological process: chemical synaptic transmission; regulation of membrane potential; nervous system process. Bases 1 to 1518 code for a protein of 505 amino acids. The record is from RefSeq and is a predicted model, not a curated record. The transcript is spliced from 12 exons. Lineage: Eukaryota; Metazoa; Arthropoda; Insecta; Psocodea; Pediculidae.